AUGGAAUAUUUCUAUAAAUUGGUCAUAGUUUUAGCCUAUAUUCAUACAUAUUUGAUGCACAGCAGAUGUGUGAAAAAGGUAUUUUUAGCUGAAAAUGAACCUGAUCCUGGUGUAAAAUCAGAGGAUGGAAAAGGCCCUUAUGAGGAGGAUGUUCUUACAGAAGUUAUGAAUCUUCUUUCUUUCAAGACUUUGGGGGAAGAAAAGGUGGAACAGGAAAAAUCCGAAGAAGAGGGUGCAGUUGGCGGGGUGGAAGGAAGGGGUGCAGUUGGUGGGGUGGAUGAAUUGGGUGCAGUUGGUGGGGUGGAUGAAUUGGGUGCAGUUGGCGGGGUGGAAGAAUUGGGUGCAGUUGGUGGGGUGGAAGAAUUGGGUGCAGUUGGUGGGGUGGAAGAAUUGGGUGCAGUUGGUGGGGUGGAAGAAUUGGGUGCAGUUGGUGGGGUGGAAGAAUUGGGUGCAGUUGGCGGGGUGGAAGAAUUGGGUGAAGUUGGUGGGGUGGAAGAAUUGGGUGAAGUUGGUGGGGUGGAAGACAUGGAAACUGGAGAAAAAUCCCCAAGAAAAAGAAGAUUAAUUUUAAGAAAAGCACGUUUUCAAUUAGAAAAUAUUAAAAAAUACAAGGGGACCUCUGAAGAAGAUGUACAGAUGGAAGAAGUAAAAGAAAAGGGAACAACUUCAAGUGAAUCAUCAUCAGAUGAUGCACCAGAAGAAAAACCUGAAGAAAAGCCUGAAGAAGCGGGUGACGCCGCGUUAAUUGAGUUUAAACAUGUACUAAGGGUGUGUGAUUAUAUAUAUUUUGAAAUUAAUGAUGAAGCAAUAGACGAAUAUUUAAAGACAAGGGUAUACGGAAUAGAACGAAUUUCUGAAUUGCAUAAAGAAUAUCCAUUAAAUUUGGGGAAAGCUAUUGACUUUGAAAGUCUUCGUAAGCCUUUUGGAGUAGCAGAUGAAAGCCUUGUACUGAUAAAUGAAACCGAAUUACACGAAAUGCUAUAUUUUGAUGAUUAUAUGAAAAUUCCAUUAUUAGAUUUUUUAAAUAAUACAACGGUGGGUAAAUUACCUCUGACAAAAGUUAAUUCCUUAUAUUCCCAAGUAGGUAUUAAAUAUCUGCCAUGGAAUAAUUAUCUGUUGGAGUAUCUUAGUCCAAGAAGCAUAUCUUUUAACAUUGACCAUUUUUUUAAUAAUAAUAUAGGAACAUAUUUAUCUGACGAAAAAUGUGAAAUUUGCAAUUUUGAUGAUACAAGAAGAAUGGUUAUAGGAGAAAAAAAUAAGGAAAACAAUAAUAUAGUUGAAGCAUUAAGAGAGAUGAAAAACUCUAGGGAAUUGUCUUAUGGCGAACGACAGAGACUAAGAUAUAUCAUUUUUUACCAACUUAGGAGUUUGGCGUAUGUAGAGAAAAAAUUAUCUUUCUUUGGUGAAAAACGUAAUAGAAUUAAGAAUGAUUUAACGCUUCUUUCAGAAUAUUUCCCUUUACCUAAAAAAUAUGUAUAUAAGGAUGUUACCCUUUUGACAUGUCUACAUUAUGUAAGCAGUUAUAUCAUUGUAAUACUUAAGCCAUUGAAGGGUAAAGUUGGAAAAAAUAUGAUAGAACAUAGGGAGCUUCUUAAUACUGCAGCUUUAGUAAAUCACUUAAUAGCUGUAAUGGAGUUUAUGGAAAAUAAUUCACAAUUGUGUCAAAAAUUCUUUGAGAUCUAUCGCCAUCUUCGUGGUUUUUACCCACGUUUGAAAUCGAGUGAAGAUAUAGUAAAAAUGUUUAAUUAUUUAAUGAUAAGGCGUCAAUUAUUUUGUAUAAUGUAUAAUAUAGGUAAAUUACUUUCAAAAUUACAAUAUUGCGAAGAUCAGGUAACUAAUUAUGAGGAUAAUAUUUUUGGGGAUUAUGCGAAAUUAACCUUUUCAUUAGAACGUACAUUAGAUAAGGCGAAGGAGUUAUAUAAAAGGUGA
Messenger RNA from Plasmodium coatneyi, 1929 nucleotides. RefSeq lists its product as uncharacterized. The record is from RefSeq and is a predicted model, not a curated record. The transcript has a single exon. Lineage: Eukaryota; Apicomplexa; Aconoidasida; Haemosporida; Plasmodiidae. Bases 1 to 1929 code for a protein of 642 amino acids.